Messenger RNA from Marasmius oreades (fairy-ring Marasmius), 1674 nucleotides. RefSeq lists its product as uncharacterized. Gene Ontology annotation, molecular function: glucosaminyl-phosphatidylinositol O-acyltransferase activity. Bases 69 to 1634 code for a protein of 521 amino acids. The transcript is spliced from 6 exons. Lineage: Eukaryota; Fungi; Basidiomycota; Agaricomycetes; Agaricales; Marasmiaceae. Gene Ontology annotation, cellular component: endoplasmic reticulum; membrane. Gene Ontology annotation, biological process: GPI anchor biosynthetic process; protein localization to plasma membrane. The record is from RefSeq and is a predicted model, not a curated record.
GCUUGUCCUUGACCACGCUCAUCAUCAAAAUCUCGGCUGCUUCUACUGAACCUCACUCCCAUGAAAUAAUGGAAUCAGGGCAGGAAUAUAGAACUCGAAAAGUGGAAUCGGUUACGGGAUUAGCAGGCUCUUCGGUCAGCCACAUUAACCUCUUGUCUUCGGUAGCACUGUCUUCAAUAGCGCUAUACUAUGCACUGCGUUCCAGAUUUCCCUCAAGUCCAACAACAGGCCUCAUAGCAUCAUGGCUGCUACUCGUCUUCCCCUUGCUCCUCUCCAUGACGUUCUUCGCGAAUCGACCCGGGACUUUAUUCCUUCUAUUUGGCGUUCCAGCUGGUUUAAUACUGACUUUACCGAAGAAAGAACGGGGUGCCCCACUACUGUCACCUACUUCCUCUCGAGCGCUGGAAACACCCAAACCGUCAAUACCUCAACUCAACUGCGUGACGACAUACAGAGCCCAUAUGCUUUUGAUGACCAUGCUUGCAAUCCUGGCGGUGGAUUUCUCUAUCUUUCCUCGGUCGCUGGCAAAGUGCGAGACGUUUGGGUUUUCGUUAAUGGAUCUAGGCGUUGGGUCUUUUGUGUUCGCGCAAGGGCUCGUUUCGGCAAUCCCGUUGAUAAAAAAUCCAUUGCACCUCACGUCGCCUUUUUUACCUAAAGUCUCCAGUAUCAUUCGGAAAACGAUGCCCAUUAUUGCAUUGGGCCUGAUCCGAGUUAUUCUCGUCAAAGGGACUGAUUAUCCCGAACACGAAACAGAAUAUGGUGUUCACUGGAACUUUUUCAUUACCCUCGCCCUUUUACCCGUGAUGGAAGUGGUUCUCCACCCCUUGAUGGUCUACUGCUCUGUUACGUUCAUUGGUAUCACCGUUGCCAUCCUACACCAGUUAGCUCUAUCCAAACUGGGUCUUGAAGACUAUGUCUUCAACGCAUCACGGGUAUCUUCUGUGGUCAGUGCCAAUAAGGAGGGCAUUGUUUCGCUUGCCGGGUAUUUCGCCAUUCACCUUCUCGGUUUGACUACCGGAACGCUCAUCCUUCCGCCUUCGCCAUCAUACUUUCGUCGUAUUCACCGGCAUCUGCAGCAGAGACGAGGAGCUCACGACACCUCAAAUACUGUCGACCCGCUGAAGAAGUUAACUUCAACCCGACAAGACGAUAAAACUGCCACGGAACUUUGCGCGUACACCGUUGUUUGGUGGAUUCUCUUUGGUUCAACGAGAUUGCUGAGGUUUGACGGGGGGAGUGGAGCGUCCAGAAGACUGGUCAACAUCUCCUAUAUCUUCUGGGUAUCCGCGUACAACACAUCAUUCAUACUCGGAUACAUGAUCUUGGAUAUCUUAUUCUUCCCAACUCCACGACCUUCGAAACCGAAAUACAGCAAAGGUAAACCCGUAGAGUAUGCUGAGAUACACCCGGUGGGUAUAAACUCGGAGGAAAUCCCUCCCGCUUUAUUCACCGCGAUCAACAGGAAUGGAUUGGUUCUGUUUUUGCUCUCCAAUUUAGCGACUGGAGUUGUAAACCUGUCUAUACCAACUCUAGAUACAUCCGAUACGUGGGCGAUAUCAAUUUUAAGUGUAUAUAGUUUUGGGAUAUGUGUUGUUGCAUGGGUGUGUAGGAAUAGGAAGCUCUGGCAGCUGUAGCCUUUCUUUGGGUCUUCUGAUAUAGGCUGAUUCUCCCCGA